Meloidogyne enterolobii is the source of this 1308-nucleotide messenger RNA. The record is from the annotation of a GenBank genome assembly. NCBI's taxonomy places the organism in Eukaryota, Metazoa, Nematoda, Chromadorea, Rhabditida, Meloidogynidae.
UUGUCCUUGUCUUUUUUGUCCUUGUUUUUUUUGUCUUUGUUUUUUUUUCAAUUCUCUUCAUUUAAAAAAGUCUUCGAGUUUUAGCUCAACCAGUGGCAUGGAUGGUUUGGACAAAGCAGAAUGUGCUCCAAUGGAUGGAAUCCGUUUUUGGAGGUUUUUAAUCAUUGGGGAAAGGGGGAUUUUUACGGGGAAAAGCCUGUAGGAGGCUAGAGGGGUGAUUAUCGAUUUUCGGUACUAAUCUCUCUGCCGUGUUUUUAUCGAUUUUAUUUUUGGCGUUCUGUUUAAUGACAAUUCAUCCCAUUUAAAUUAGGUACAGUUGAGUCUUACACCAUUUGAGUCUUGCUUAAAUUCAUCUUCAUUAACUUUUUCUUCCUUUACCUUGACCCAUUUUUUAACUUCGAUCGAGAUCAGUUUACUUUUAUUUUCCGCGUAUUUCCUUCUUUUUCAAUAGCAUUUUGAUUGAUUUUUAACUUUUACCAGUCUAAUUACUUACUCUUUCAGAUUUUAACUACAAAAAUGACUACUCUUCUAAUUACUCCAACUUUAAAUUCAACUAAUCAAGUUGCUACCAGUUUUGCCCUUCAUUUACUGAAAACUGGUCGAUCUACUAAUGAGAACAGACAACUCUUUGCUUUGGUUUCGCCUAAGGAUGGAACGAAGAUUUCAAAAUCGUUGGAACUUUAUUUUGAGGGAGGUCAACUCAACAUUUUGUAUGGUUCUGCUGGUUCUCAAAAGAUUGUUAAGAGAGUUGUUGAGGUUAAUGAGAUUCGCGCAGUUUUUGUCAUUAUAGACGAUGAGAGCAUUGCUGACGAGGAAAACAUCCAAGGCCUAAAGUCCCACUUCAUCGCCUCAAAGACUCAUUCAUUCCUAACAUCGUUGUGUUCACUACUUGACUGUCUCAGGCAAACAAAUGUAAUUCCUUCAAUUGUUGUUCUCUUCCAUUCUUUUGGUACUGUGAAGGAGGAGUUUCUUCUUCCGCAUCUUGGUAUUUUUUAUUAUUUUAUAAACCUUUGCCUCUGUUUCCCCAUCUGUGUUUAUGCGUAUGGAGAGCACCAUCUCUCUAUUUCUCCAAUUCGUCCAAAUUUAUUUUUUGCCAAAUUUAUUUUAUGCUGAGACUUUUGGGGAGACUGUAGGGGGAAUAGGGUUAAUUUUGUUCAUUAUGCUUUUUUAAGAAAAAUUUUAAGUUCAAGUGAAGCCGUUGAUUUUAGGGUUAACAGUAGGGUUGCCGUUUUCGAACCGGGCCACGUUUGUGUCAUUUUUAUCGGGCCGGACCGGUCGUGUCAUUUUUUCGGGCUUUAUUUUUAUCGG